AUGGCAAAUAUUUUUAACUGGAAGAUAUUUGUCUCUUUAGUUGGCCUUGUAAGUUUUUUCUCGUUUUUCUAUCAGACAAUACUGCUUCUUAAUCAUUCAGCUAAACAUAUUCCGAUCAGUUCUUCACUAUUUCGCAAUAAAAGCUUGUUAGGAAAGCGCCAUGAUGAUAACAACUUCGUAGCUUGCAAGCUUCCCGAAUUGGAUCCGUUUCACCCUAGUGUGAUUCAUUUUACUAAGGACUUCGGCAAGCUGCGUUGUAAUGGUGCUAGUUAUUCAAGCUUCGAGAACAAUGUCCUUCGAGUUGAAGGCACUGGAGUCGUUUCCGUGCAAUACAGAACGAUCCAAAGGCCUUUGGGGGACGAUUUUGGAGUGGUUCUUUCUGAUCCAGUCAGAGUUCGCAACGAGGAAAAGCGUAAUCAAACAGGUGAGUGUUUUCAGAAGUCAAAAUUUCAACUAUUGUCCUCAAUUUUCUGUUUUUUUUUCCUACAGCGCCAGGGGGGUAAGGGGAACUUAUUGCGAGGACACCACUCAAAAGUUUUCUCCGAGAUUAUCAUUUUUAAGCUUUUCUAAGCUUUUUAAAGUUUUUUAAAGGUUCACGGACUGAGGAACUUUUCACAAGUUACCUUUCUAGGCUGUAUUCUUCAGAAAAAUAAAAAAAUGCUAAAAUGGCUGAAUCACUUUUGAUUAUUCAACUGUUUUACUACUUAUACUUACUACUACCGGUCUUAAUUGCGACAUAAAUUUUGAUAUUACAAUUAAAGCAGCCCCCUAUAGCAUGGACCAAUCUUGGAUCUUGGCUGUAAUAGAAAUUUAGACAUACUGAGCUAAGUACGACUCUUUACGGUGGCCAGUAUAAAUCAUCCAUUCAAUUGAUAACACCAAAUUAUAAUAACACUCCCCACCGACGCAGCACCACAGUUUCAGUGGGAUGUUACCCCCUUUGAUGUUAAACCAGUUGUUCUUCAAUUAAGAAAAAUCUAAACUCCUCUACACCAACAAAAUCUAGAAAUACAUGUCAAGCAUUGACAUGUCAAGCAUUUAAAAGCCGUUUCCACGAAACUGAAAAACUGAAGGAUUGGGUGGGCAUAGGAAAAAAAGGAAAGUGUUUCUUCAUCUUCUGAGAUGGACGCUCUAAAAGAUAACAGUCUAUUCUACAUUGCAUUAUCUAGGAAUCUGCAGCGCAAAAAAUCGCAAUAAAUCAUAGUAUUAGUAGUAGUAGUAGUAGUAGUAGUAGUAGUAGUAGUAGUAGUAGUAGUAGUAGUAGUAGUAGUAGUAGUAGUAGUAGUAGUAGUAGUAGUAGUAGUAGUAGUAGUAGUAGUAGUAGUAGUAGUAGUAGUGGUAGUAGUAGUAGUAGUAGUAGUAGUAGUAGUAGUAGUAGUAGUAGUAGUAAUAGUAGUAGUAGUAAUAGUAGUAGUAGUAGUAGUAGUAGUAGUAGUGGUAGUAGAAAUUGUAGCAGUAGUACUAGCAGUGCUAGUAGAAGUAGUAGUAGUAAGUAAGUAAUAUAGUAAGUAGCAAAGCAGAUUAAAAGAGAUGUAUGCCAUACGUGGUUAUGGUUUCAGGUUACUUUAGCGGAAGUGCAUCCGUAGAGACGGACUUCAUUCGAGUCGAUGUCGUCACAUCGUCGGGAGAUAUAAAAACUGACGUACACAUGCACGUGUUUCCUAAAAAAGAAGUUCUCAGAAGACAGUCCAAGCCAGGAAGAAUUCCUUUGAAUGUUGCACUGAUUAUGUUUGACUCCACGUCGGCGGUCAAUUUUCAAAGAAAAAUGCCUCACAGUUUGGACUAUCUGGUCAAGAAUAUGACCUCGAUAUUAUUUCAAGGUAGGUUAUCUCUUGUUCACUUUAGAGUUAGCGCUGUAGCAGUUGGCUGUGCCAAAGAUAGGCCAUAUGUUGGUUUUUUAAUGAUAACGCUCAUGUGUUUGAAGUUAGAAUUCCAUACCAAUUCAGUAAAGAAUUAAGAAGGCUAAAUUUACAAAAAAAAAUUAAAGUCACUUUAAAUGAUGACUCGGUAGCCCUUCGUUAACUCGUCUUCUAAAGAUUUUAGUACCGCUUUUUAUAUGCUUCUUGCUGCCGUCCAUUUACGAAAUAUUUCAUCUUAUAAAAGUCAAGUGUACCUUUACGUACUAUUACCUUACCAGUGAUAGGCAUCUUUUUGCACUAAUCGACAGGUGAGACAAUCGUAGGAGAUGGAACCACGGCACAGUUGACAGCGUUGCUGACUGGAAAGACGGAGAAAGAGCAAUCAGAGUCUAGAAAGAGAAUUGAUUCAUCUAGACCAGUAGACAACUGGCGUUGGAUCUUUAAAGAGUUUGAAAAGAGUGGGUACGCUACGAUGUUUUCAGAAGAUUCCCCGCAUCUUGCCUCCUUUAAUUAUCGCUUGAAAGGUUUCCACGAUCCGCCCACUGACCAUUACGCCAGACCGUUUUGGCUAGAGGCUUUCCAACUAAUUAUGAAGAGCAAAUUUUGCCUUAACAGUAGGCCUGCUCAUAACGAAUCUCUAAAUUAUUUGAUGAGUUUUUUCCGACGUUACCAGGACACGCCAAAAUUUGCGUUCUCAUCUCAUGCUGACAUAUCACACGAUAGCGUAAACACGGUUGGUUUUGCGGACGAUGACCUUAAAGCAACUUUAGAGACGAUGCAAAAAGAGUCACUCUUGAAAAACACUUUGUUGAUAAUUUUUUCCGAUCACGGACCACGAUUUUCUGGUUUCAGGAGUACAAUACAAGGGAAACUUGAAGAACGAUUCCCAUUUAUGUCAUUUACCUUGCCGGAAUGGUUUCAAGACGAGUAUCCUGACCUCCAAAGUAACCUCCUUCAUAAUUCCCGCGUUCUUACAUCACCUUUUGAUGUUUAUGCAACUUUACGUCACAUCUUGUCAUAUCCUCAUUACCCAAGGGGGAUUUUAGUUGGGCAAAGCCUGUUUAGCCGGAUAGAUCCAAGGAAUCGCACAUGCGCGAGUGCUGGCGUAGACGAUCAUUGGUGUCCUUGUCUUGACCUAGAAGAGGUUGGCACUGAUGAGUCUGUGGUGAUGGAAUUAGCAGAUUUUGUGGUAUUACAUAUCAACAAUCUGACGUCACAGAAUGAAGAGCUGGUGAAGAUGUGUCGGCGGUUGAAACUGAAAGAAGUGAACAGGGCAUUCCGCGAAAUGCCCAGUGAAGCCAUGCAAAGGUUUCAGGGUACCACGAGAGAUGCACGAGAUACGUGUGACGGUUGUGGGGUGGUUUUGGGUAAAAAGUCCCGGAAUACCCUCGUUAAAGACACUUUGUAUCAGUUGCAUUUUGUUACAUCUCCCAAUGAGGGAUUUUAUGAGGCUACUGUAAGGAUACAGAAGGGUGUUCCCUCACUUGUAGGGGACAUAAGUAGAAUCGACGCAUACAAAGACCAACCAUAUUGCAUAAUGGAAGAUUUUCCGCUUUUACGAAAGUAUUGCUAUUGC
Messenger RNA from Pocillopora meandrina, 3435 nucleotides. NCBI's taxonomy places the organism in Eukaryota, Metazoa, Cnidaria, Anthozoa, Scleractinia, Pocilloporidae. The record is from the annotation of a GenBank genome assembly.